Molecule: messenger RNA, 1105 nt
Organism: Conger conger (European conger)
Lineage: Eukaryota; Metazoa; Chordata; Actinopteri; Anguilliformes; Congridae
Product: aquaporin-1-like
Exons: 4
Coding region: 167-952 (261 amino acids)
Biological process (GO): renal water transport; hyperosmotic response; carbon dioxide transmembrane transport
Cellular component (GO): membrane
Molecular function (GO): ammonium channel activity; water channel activity; glycerol transmembrane transporter activity
Source: RefSeq, a predicted model, not a curated record
GCGCUAAUAGGGCAGAAAACGAUGAGCAAUUAAAACGUCUUCGUCACCUGUUGGAGGCUAUUCCGACGGGCAAGAAGAGAAAAAAAUAGACUGUUUGCUUUUUUAUUGUUGCACAAGCCUAUUUGCUCGGAAAAGUAGGGAAAGGACUACUAGUGAUUAACUCGUCAUGGCGAGGGAACUCAAAACCUGGGUCUUCUGGAGGGCCGUUUUGGCUGAAUUGCUGGGCAUGACUCUUUUCAUAUUUAUUGGUAUUUCAGCUGCAGUCGGGGACAAAGACACCGGCCCAGAGCAAGAAGUGAAGGUUGCAUUAGCUUUUGGACUGGCCAUCGCCACCCUGGCUCAGAGCUUGUGCCAUAUAAGCGGGGCCCACUUCAACCCAGCGAUCACCCUGGCUAUGCUCAUCAACUGCCAGAUCAGCAUAUUUCGAGCUGUUUUCUACAUUCUUGCGCAGAUGCUCGGGGCGGUAUUUGCCAGCGGCAUUGUGUACGGAUUGAGGCCUAACACUACAGAUUCCCUUGGGGUUAACAAGCUAAAUGGUGUUGAUGUGGCUCAAGGCUUCGGUAUAGAAUUCCUGGCAACCUUUCAACUGGUCCUGUGCUUUAUAGCAACUACGGACAAUAGGCGGUCAGAUGUCACAGGCUCCGCCCCCCUGGCAAUCGGUCUUUCAGUGUGUUUGGGACACCUUGCAGCAAUACGCUACACUGGAUGUGGGAUAAACCCAGCUCGUUCAUUUGGCCCAGCUGUCAUUACGAAAGGCUUUGAAAAUCAUUGGGUAUAUUGGGUUGGGCCUAUCAGUGGGGGUCUGGUAGCUGCCCUAGUCUAUGACUACCUCCUCCACCCCAAACUGGGUGACCUCACCGAGCGCCUGAAGGUUCUGUGUUAUGGCCCGGAAGAUGCCCCUGCACAAGAACCACUGCUUGAAGCUAACGCAGCUCAGUGGAACAAAGGGUGAAUGUAUUUGAAGAACAGAUGGCAUCUUGGGAAGAAAUAUAAUGGCAAUGCAAGCUUUCUUCUUGUAUCACCUAAAUGUAUUGAAAUUGCAUUGCCUAAACUACUGCGUUUGCCCUGUUUAAUCCAAUAAACCAUGGUUAGUAUCAACAAGAAA